Messenger RNA from Danio aesculapii, 2011 nucleotides. It is a transcript of the gene cldn2, whose product is annotated as claudin 2. Gene Ontology annotation, biological process: bicellular tight junction assembly; cell adhesion. NCBI's taxonomy places the organism in Eukaryota, Metazoa, Chordata, Actinopteri, Cypriniformes, Danionidae. Gene Ontology annotation, cellular component: bicellular tight junction; plasma membrane. The record is from RefSeq and is a predicted model, not a curated record. Gene Ontology annotation, molecular function: structural molecule activity. The coding region runs from base 147 to 959 and encodes 270 amino acids. The transcript has 2 exons.
GAUCAACAGAGAUGGCAGGAUCACAAACAGAAGGACUGUGGGAAAACACAGGCACAUAUGAAUGAAUUAAGAGCUGCUGGCAACACCUCACUGCUGAACAUAGCAAUCCAGCAAAACUUCAUCAAAUACUUCCUCCAGCACACAACAUGGCGAUUCUAGCACUGGAGUUGAUGGGUUUCUUUUUUGGCCUCAUCGGCAUGCUUGGGACCCUGGUAGCCACUCUUCUCCCCUACUGGGCAACAUCUGCACACGUUGGCCCCAAUAUUGUGACCGCAGUUGUCAGCAUGAAGGGUCUGUGGAUGGAGUGCGUUUACCAGAGCACUGGUGCCUUCCAAUGCGAGACCUACAACACCCUCCUGGGACUAACCGUUGACCUGCAAGCGGCCCGGGCAAUGAUGGUCAUGUCCUCCAUCUUCUCCGUCAUGGCCUGCGCUGUUUCCACCGUUGGCAUGCAGUGCACCGUCUGCAUGGACGGAUCUUCAGUCAAGACCAAGGUAGCUGGAGUUGGCGGCUCCAUGUUCCUCCUGGCCGGGCUUUUAUCGUUGAUUCCCAUUGCCUGGAAGACCCACGAAGUGGUGCAGACCUUCUACAUGCCCAACAUGCCAGCCAGUCUUAAAUUUGAGAUUGGCGAUUGUCUGUAUGUAGGUUUAGCUUCUUCGCUUUUGUCCAUGCUUGGUGGCGGACUAUUGAGUGCAUCCUGUUGCGACGACAUAGACGGAAACAGGGGAUCCAGACGCCAUUAUCCCUAUCCAGAGCGGAACGCCUUGCGUGGGCCGUCCCAUUCAAUGACCUACCAGCCAGCCGCUCUUCAUUCAACCACAAACCCCAACAUUACCAAUAAGACGCAGACUCUUAAUAGUCACACAAGCUCCAGUCCCCACUCCAUUCAAGCCCAGGAUUCAAGGAAAAUGGCUCGGCAAAACACUGCGGCUGGCUAUGAUGUCACCGGCUACGUUUGAAGAUUUGUGCCGGCCUGUGCAGUUGGGUUUUACAUAAAGAGAUUAAUACUUGGAUUGCUGAAAGGCUCAGAGAAUGGACACACUGGCAGAGCAUGAGGAAGGGUGUGUGUGAAGGUGUCUAUGAGGUGCGUUUGGCUUCUUUUUUGCAUGAUUGUUCUUUUUUAAGAGUUUCAAAAUGAAAACAAAAUAGCAAUAUGAUUUUAUUGACUGUAUGAAUUGAAAGCCGUAUGUAAACAUGCAAGUUAAUAUUUUAGUUGUCGUAUAACAAGAACCGUGUCAGUUAGCCUUCUUAAAGGGAUAGUUGAUACAAAAAAAAAAUUUGCAGCUAAUUUACCUUACCUUUAGGUGUAGCUUUUGUUGAUUUUGAAAGAAAUACUAUGCUUAGAAAAGCAUGGUUCUUGGUUAUUCGUAAAUUGCAAGUCGAGUUGCACUUUAAAGUAAAAAAUAUAUUAAUAGGGAAAACAAAAUGAAUACCUGAGGUACUAAAUAAAUAAUUAACCUGUGCUAUCUGUUAAUAUCUGAUACACUAAUGUCCUGUGAAGUGAAAUGAUCAGUUUGUGCAGCAAACUGAACAUCAUUUACACCACAGUUUUGGCUAAAAUUUUUAUUUAAUGUGCUGCUGAAGAAAAACGUCACCCAUUAUAUUGUCCUAAAGGUGAGUGAAUUACAGGCAAGAGUGAACUAUCCCUUUAAGAACACUUUUUAUAUUCAAAUGGUUGUUUUUUAUGACAUUUAAAUACAUUGGAUUUAUAUGAUUAUAAUAGCAGUCUGUUUCAUAGCACCUACUGUAUAUGCAUGUAUAUGGAUGAUAUUAACCCUGUAAAUAAAAAUUUGAGUUGUUUACUAGUCUCUGGCUUUGAUCUCGUCACAUACAUCUCAUUUGUUUUUGUCCCUCUGAACUCAGCAGACACAGUAAACAUGCAUAUAUAGAAAGGUCAAGGAGACUCACAGCUAAAAAAACACUGUUCUGUUUCCUUCUUUGAACACACGGUCAUAAAUAUGCAAUGAUGUAGGUUAUUAUGCACACAUCUGCGUAAUUUGAGGUAAAAAUA